AGCCGGUCUGAUAGGCGCUGCUCCCGUCACAGAGUCACCCCUUUCUCAAUUCCGUCAAACAAUGCUCCAUAUAUCCCACAUGUUUUUGAAUCGUUUGGUAAAUGCAAAAUUGAAGACUUUUAAUUGAUUCGGCUGUCUACAGUUUGCCAUGGCGACGGUGGUGAUGGAGCAGAUUGGUCGCCUCUUCAUCAAUGCCCAGCAGCUGCGUCAGAUUCCUCAGCUGUUGGAGUCAGCCUUCCCCACACUGCCUUGCACUGUGAAGGCCUCUGACGUUCCCUGGGUAUUUCGCGAGCCUCACAUCCUCACUGGCUACAGGCAGCCGGACCAGAGCUGGCGCUACUACUUUCUCACGCUCUUCCAAAGGCACAACGAGGCGCUCAAUGUGUGGACCCAUCUGCUGGCUGCCCUCAUCAUCCUGGUGAAGUGGCAGGAGAUCUCAGAGACUGUUGAUUUCUUGCGGGAACCUCACGCUCAGCCCCUCUUCAUUGUUCUCCUGGCAGCUUUCACCUACCUCUCCUGCAGCGCUCUGGCUCACUUGCUCUCUGCCAAGUCUGAGCUCUCCCACUACACUUUCUAUUUCCUGGACUAUGUGGGUGUUGCUGUCUACCAGUACGGCAGUGCCCUUGCACACUUCUAUUAUGCCAUAGAGGGAGACUGGCACACAAGGGUACAAGGGUUUUUUCUACCCGCUGCAGCUUUCUUUGCCUGGCUUUCUUGCCUAGGCUGUUGCUAUGGCAAAUAUGCCAGUCCUGGGCUGCCCAAGUUCGCCCACAAGCUUUUCCAAGUGGUGCCGUCAGGCCUGGCCUACUGUCUGGACAUCAGUCCUGUGGUUCAUCGCAUCUACAGCUGCUACCAGCAGGGCUGCUCAGACCCGGCUGUGGCCUACCACCGCUACCAGGUGCUCUUUUUCCUGAUCAGCGCCUAUUUCUUUUCCUACCCGCACCCAGAGUGUUGGUUCCCUGGGAAGUGUGACUUCUUCGGGCAGGGCCACCAGAUCUUUCAUGUGUUCCUGGUGCUGUGCACCCUGGUGCAAGUUGAGGCUCUGCGCAUAGACUUCACAGAGCGCCGUCCCUUGUAUGAGCAGCUCCAUGGUGAUCUUGCCCACGAUGCCAUCGCACUCUUCAUUUUCACUGCCUGCUGCAGUGCUCUAACUGCUUUUUAUGUGCGCAAGCGUGUGCGCACAGCUCUCCAUGAGAAGGAGGAGUAAGAGGUGACAAGAAGGAAAAUCUAAUUAAUAUUACCCUUGAGUGAGAGCAAAAAUGAAAAUAAUUAAAUGUUCAUGUUCUUGAAAGUUUCCAGUUUGUGACAGUGACAUAUGAUUAGUUCUUCUUUUUGUGGUCUGCCAAACUACAGUAACUGGCAAAUUAUUAUUAAUUGUGUUUUUGUGACUUUGAAGAAAAGGGGAAUCUUUUAAUUUGUCUGUAGCAAUACAGAUAGUACUUACACACUGCGAAAAAUUUCCACAGAUGGUAAAAUGAAGGACAAAAAUGGUCAUGGACAAAAAUUGGUGGCUUUAUUUGUCAUAAUAAUUUUGAAAUGCCUCCUCUUUUACUAGUCUGCAAAGUUGUUUUUCCCAUACAAAAAUAUAUCUGCUAUAGAGGUAGGCAGAAAAAUUACAUCGGUAACUUAAGAUGCCUUUAACCCAAUGAGAAGUGCAUAUUCAGGAUGAUCUGACUGUCCUAAUCUAGUUGUGCAUCUCAUAUUUUGCCAGUAUUUGUUUUUACAAUUUACAGUUCCAUGAUAUUUGGUAUAAUGCAGUCAGGUAAUGAUUCUUGAUCUACCUUUCUGACAAGCUAUCCCCAUGCUUUUCUUUCUGCCUCUUUUUGGGAUCAGUGCAGAAAUGAUGGCAUUUAAAUAUAUAUAUAUACACAUAUAUAUGUAUUUAUUUAUUUAUCAAGGCACUCAAACAUUUUACCACACAUUAAUGUCCUAAAAACAUUCUGGGGAAGCUGAGAACCCAAAUUUGCAAACCAAACUUUGUACCAAUUAUCUAAAAGGAGGCUUCUCUCUAUGACGGCAUUGUAUUGAAUGAUGUUGGAAAUGAGGCUGGCACUCAGUACUGGUUAAUGUAUGGAAUUGUGUGCCCAAGAUUACUGAUGUCUGUUAGUUGCUGUGACAAUGUUAUUGUUUUGUAUUCAAAGGGCUGGAACUUCAGCUUUUGCCUUUUCACACCCCCUGAUGUCAAUGCCUUUAUGCGUGUUGUUUCUUUAUUGAUUGAUCAGACACGACUCACAACGGCCGUGUCAGGUUGUGGUGUUCUGCUUUUUGUAUAUUCCUUUUACGUAUGAGUAUGUUUGUGCCUGUUUGCAUGUCCUUAAGUAUAUAGAUGUUAGUGUGUGGAUCAGAUGUGAAUGUCUAUGAAAGCUAAGCCUUGCACUUCUUUUUAAAAAUGUAAAUCAGCUGAAUUUCUCAAGGAGGCCACUCAUACUCCAUGUUCUCCCUGCCUAACUGCACUCAAUACUGAAUGCCCCUUUCUGGCACGUUUAUAGGUGCAAUAAGAGUACAUUCAGUGCAUUCUUACUUUGCAGCAUUCUUUCAGAGCAGUUUGGUAUUAAGAGCCCUCCUGCCCAUUCAAAAUUUAAUGACUAUGAAUACAUCACUUCAUACUGCAGCUCUGUUAUUAGUCUUUGUUUUCCCCUUUGUUUGAUGGCUUCUUUGUUAUGAAAUAUCAUGCAGUUAUGGCUCACAGAUAAUGUCUCUUUAGAUUUUUAUCUCACAAAAAUCUUAAAUGCUAAUGUCAGAAAUCAUCUGUUAAUGAUGACAGCGUUCUCUGUUCAUGACAGUGUUAAUGUGCCAAUGAAUCUGUUAUUGCUUCAGUGACGGUACUGCUAAAAGAUGAACUCAGAGACAGAGUGUCAGAAGCAACGGGCGUGUUAAAUGAUGUCCCAGUGAGACUGCAUACCAUGUUAUUGAUGAGCUUUAACCUUAACAACCCAAAAUAUGAACCUUGUAACUGUUAACUUGACAUUACUGACCUGAACUCAUCGUGCACUGCCUGAAUCAACACUGUAUAAAGAGGGUGACACUGGCUAUAUUUACAGGCAUGGAGAAAUCCUUUCUGUUUGGGUUUUCAAUUAAUUUGGAGUUAGGUUAUUUCUUAGAAUUAGCUGGGUAAGGUCAUAGUUGGAUUAUGAGACACUCUAUUAAGAUGCAUCACUUAUUCCAUUAUGAAAUGGGUUACUGUUGCAUGUAAACAUCUUCCACCUUUUUCACCUCCUGGUGUUGCACAAAUUCAGACUUGUGCAGGGUUCAGUAUUGGAUAAUGAAAAACAAGAUUCCCCCUCAACUCUUUAACUUUGACGUACAUGCAGUCUGUGGCAAGGCCUCAUUAUACUCAUAAUGCGGUGCAACUUGUCAAAUGAGGCCUGUGUCUUGCGAAAGUUUUAUUGUCAUUCUGUAUCUGUAAACUGUAGUAUAAUCCCACCAGACCUGCCUCCCAGCUUCCAUCCAGAAAUGUCAGGUAUUCCCUGCUGGCAUUAUCAGUAGAUUUCUAGCACGGAAAGUAUAUUUCAGCUGCAGCUAUAUCCUGGUGUCCUUGACCUCCAUUAUUCAUUAUAGUAAAAAGCAUAUUUGACUGCAACAUCAGGUGAUUUACCAAGAGGUUUUUCUCCCAUACAUUACAAAUUGUGUAAUAUUGCUUGCAGCUGUCAAUUUAUUUUAAAACUUUCAUUUGGUGAUUCAGGGAAAUCGGUCAAUCACAUAUAAUUAAAACUGCAUGUGAAAUGGCUCAAUAGUAAUACUGAAUUAACCAGAAUAUGGCCCGUACUCCGUAACUCCAUGCAUGUAAAUGUAGCCACUGAUGUCAGCCAGGGUUGCCCUGUAUUCCCAGCCAACCUCGAAGCAAGGGUGAGAGGGACCAGAAUGUCUUCUGCCUAUAAAAAAUACAAUGUGUGAUACUGACUGUACUAAUAUUGUGGUAUUUAAGAAAAUAAAGUGUUAUAGUAACUUCCA
Molecule: messenger RNA, 3951 nt
Organism: Myripristis murdjan (pinecone soldierfish)
Lineage: Eukaryota; Metazoa; Chordata; Actinopteri; Holocentriformes; Holocentridae
Gene: paqr7b
Product: progestin and adipoQ receptor family member VII, b
Exons: 2
Coding region: 149-1207 (352 amino acids)
Biological process (GO): response to steroid hormone
Cellular component (GO): plasma membrane
Molecular function (GO): nuclear steroid receptor activity; steroid binding
Source: RefSeq, a predicted model, not a curated record